This is a messenger RNA of Syzygium oleosum, 1920 nucleotides long. RefSeq names its product chlorophyllide a oxygenase, chloroplastic. The record is from RefSeq and is a predicted model, not a curated record. Bases 51 to 1658 code for a protein of 535 amino acids. Gene Ontology annotation, biological process: chlorophyll biosynthetic process. NCBI's taxonomy places the organism in Eukaryota, Viridiplantae, Streptophyta, Magnoliopsida, Myrtales, Myrtaceae. Gene Ontology annotation, molecular function: iron ion binding; chlorophyllide a oxygenase activity; 2 iron, 2 sulfur cluster binding. The transcript is spliced from 9 exons. Gene Ontology annotation, cellular component: chloroplast.
UCUUCUCUCUCUCUCUCUCUCUCUCUCUCCGUCGGAACGGUUCCGACGCCAUGAACGCCGUCGCCACCGCCGCCGCUCUGUCGCUGCCGAUCUCCCUCUGCAAACCAUCGAAGCUCAACGUCAGAAAGGGGGUCAGAGGGAGAUUUAGGGUUGUUGCUGUAUUUGGAGAGGAAGGGGAACUGGUGGACAAGAAGAGUCUGUGGGGUCCUCUCUUUGAUGUGGAGGAUCCACGGUCUAGAGCCCCACAGUUGAAGGGGAAGUUUUUGGAUGUAAAUCAGGCUCUGGAAGUUGCUAGAUAUGACAUUCAAUAUUUGGAUUGGAGAGCUAGACAAGAUCUACUCAUGAUUAUGCUCCUUCAUGAAAAGGUCGUGGAGGUUCUGAAUCCUCUAGCUCGUGAAUACAAAUCCAUUGGUACCCUGAAGAAGGACCUGGCGGGGUUGCAAGAAGAGUUAGAACAAGCUCACAGACAGGUUCAUAUCUCCGAAGCAAGGGUUGCCACUGCCUUGGAUAAGCUAGCGUACAUGGAGACAUUGGUUAACGACCGGUUAUUGCAAGACAGAAACACAACUGAGACCCCUGAAACAGCUUCUCCCCCUAGUACUUCUGCUCAAUCUCUCGUAGCUGCGAAAAGGAAAGCGCCUCGGAAAAGUUUAAAGGUGUCAGGUCCAGUUCAACCUUACCAUCCUCGCCUGAAGAACUUCUGGUACCCUGUUGCUUUCUCAGCUGACCUAAAGGAUGACACAAUGAUGCCAAUCGAUUGCUUCGAGGAACUUUGGGUUCUUUUCCGUGGCAAGGAUGGAAAACCUGGAUGUGUCCAGAAUACUUGCGCACAUAGAGCAUGCCCUCUUCACCUCGGUUCCAUUAAUGAGGGUCGUAUCCAAUGUCCAUACCACGGAUGGGAGUAUACAACUGAUGGGAAAUGCGAAAAAAUGCCAUCAACACGACUGCUUGAUGUUAGAAUUCGAUCUUUACCUUGUUUUGAACAAGAAGGCAUGAUCUGGAUUUGGCCUGGUGAUGAUGCUCCAGACACAAUCCUUCCUUCAUUGUUGCCUCCUUCUGGAUUUGUGGUCCAUGCCGAGAUAGUAAUGGAACUUCCUGUGGAACAUGGGCUGCUUCUGGACAACCUUUUGGAUCUUGCACAUGCUCCCUUUACUCACACUUCCACCUUUGCAAAGGGAUGGAGUGUUCCCAGCUUGGUGAAAUUUCUCACGCCUGCAUCCGGCCUCCAAGGUUACUGGGAUCCCUAUCCAAUUGAUAUGGAAUUUCGACCACCUUGUAUGGUUUUGUCGACCAUUGGGAUAUCUAAGCCUGGAAAACUGGAAGGGCAGAGUACCCAGCAGUGCGCAACACAUCUCCACCAGCUUCAUGUAUGUUUACCUUCAACAACAAAUAAGACGAGGCUAUUGUACAGAAUGUCGCUGGAUUUUGCUCCCCUGCUGAAGCAAGUUCCCUUUAUGCAAUACCUAUGGAGGCACUUUGCAGAACAGGUCUUGAAUGAGGAUUUGCGGCUAGUGCUCGGCCAGCAAGAGCGAAUGAUCAAUGGUGCGAAUGUAUGGAAUUGGCCCGUAUCCUACGACAAGCUGGGAGUGAGAUACAGACUAUGGAGAGAUGCGGUAGAACGAGGGGCCAAGCAAUUACCAUUCAGCAAAUCGGGGUAAUCUACAUCUCAUGCCCGACGGAGUUCCAUCAGUUCUUGAUGAUCCGCACGCCGCAUUCGAUUGCUGACUCCUCGUGCACAGCUUAAGCUCUAAUGAAAGCCUUCUGGCCGAUGCCAUUGUUAUUCAGUUUGAUUCGUCCUCCUCGGCCCUAUCUAAAGGGCAGUCGGAUGUACCUUGCGGGAACUGUGAAUUGGACUGAGGCAAACGAAAUGGAUUCUUUACAGGAACGGCCCUGGGUAAUACUGUGCACUCAGUUUUUACC